GUCCGCCCGCCCGUACACACCUAGCAUUCAUCCGCACCAUACAAAGAAGACCUCUAGUCAUCAGCCAGGCAGGCAGGCAGGCAGCCGGUCGCUGGAGGCCAAAUUGACGUACACACAUAUCGCCUCACCGGCCGUCUAAUGGAUCCACCAAUGCGUCUUGGGGGGAGGGGCUCUCUCUACGACGUCGACAGACAUACACCAUCCAUCCAUCCCUCCCUCACUCACUCAUUCAUCGACCGCACAAAGCACACGCAGUACCGACACGCACCUUAAAAUACACACACACACACACACACGAUCCAUGCCUAUAUCCAUCCAUCCAUCCACUGCUGGCAAAAGAAAAGGGGUUUCUACCAUUGAUGGCAUCAAUCAAACUGCUCCUCGUCCAUUUGGCCCGAGUAGUACACACACAAAUGAGAGCAAAAUGUGCCCACAACAAACAGACGGCGACAGCGAUCAACGAGUGAUUGAUUAAAAGUCAUGCUGUUCAGCCAAAUUCAACGCAGCCAUCACAACACAGACACACACACAGAUGCAUCCCGACCAUCAGGGCAGCGAUCGGCACACUGGGUGAGGCCCGGUGUGUGGGUAGUGAAGGCGCGGGGCAGGCUGCUGGGAGACGGGUAAGAAGGAGCCGGGCUGCCAGUGAUGCUGCUGCUGCUGCUGCUGGCCCGCGGGCGGGGUCGGCGUGUGUGUGGGUGGCGUUGGUGAGACGUAUGGAAAGGGGUACGAAUAGGAGACAGGCAGAGAAAUGGGCGCCUGCAAGGAAACAUGGAUCAACAGAUACAGCCUGUGUCAGUGGUCUGCGUGCACCAUGUGUGUGUGUGUGUGUGUGUUCGUUCUCGUUCACCGCUGGGACAGGCAUGAUGUGAAAGAAAGGCGCGUGAGUGGGCUGCACGGCGACGCGAUAUGAGGGUGGUGACGGCUGCAGGCAGACACACAACCCACACAGAGGGAAUGGACAGACAAUGCGGCUCACGACUUACCACAGACAGACCGAUGAUUGAGGACGGUUGCCCAUACGGCUGGGCGACACGGAGAGGGGUGGCUUGCUGCACGGGGCAGUGCAGCAACAAAAGGAAAAAUGCCAGCAGCAUCCAUCCAUCCAUCCAUGGAUGCAUCCAAGCAUACAUAUACCCAUACAUACCUGAUGGCGUUGAAACAUGACCAUCUGACUACGCCCAGGCGCCUGCACACACAUACAACGGCGCAGGGAGGUGGGGGAGGCGUGGGUAUGAAGGUGCGUGUGCUCUUGCCACCUGAGUGGUGGGUGGCACUUGCGGCGGUUGAGCACCGACACCAGCGCGACCAACGGCCUGAUUCAUGCGAAGAACAGCAUUCACAUACGUGUGUGACGCUGUGUUGCGUAUGUAUGGUGCUUCAUCCGACCUCUGCCUCACGCCCAUCUCCUCCCUCAUCCAGCAUCUCAGGUGCCGUCUGCUGCCUGGGAGGCACCAUCUCCCGGGCGGAGGAUGACUGGUGGCUUGGCGCCUUGGGGACGGCCAUGAUGGUGUCCUGAAAAUAUACAUUGAUAGAAUGAAGUCGAUCGGCGACCUGAUCGUUCGUUUGUACGUGUUACCUGUCCUCUGAGCUCUGCAGGGGGUUCGGGAUGCUGAGAGAGGGGGGGUGAAACCCUGCAGAACACACAACACAUCCAUCCAUCCAUCCAUACGGCGGCCUUAGUGUUUUCACUCACCCUCCAGCUCCUCGUAGCCAUGGGUGUCCAAGUGCCCGUCGAGCAGUGCAUCGCUGAGCGGGGUCCAGCCGCAGCAACGGCAACAGGAAGGCCGCGAACGCGUCAGCACUCUCCUCAUCCAUCCCUCUUUCCCGCUGCAGCUCCCCCCUGACAGAACGGCACAUCGACGGCACUCGCCCCUUCUUGGCGCAGAGGUGGUAGAUGUGGCCAGCCAAAACGUCACAGCCGCCUUCAUUGUCGACCUCGGCCUGCUUCAGGAAGGGUUCCUUCACGAGGUCUCUCGAGUAGCGGGAGGCGGCUGACACGGAGUCGCGGGGGCAGACUACCUCAUCGACUUGCACCAGCUGCUCUGCAUCGCAGCCCCAGCAGAAGGCGAGAGAGGAGGGGUCGGUGCGGCGAGGGCAGAUCUCGGGUGUGCUGCACUUGGCGACGUCAAUGAGGUGAGUCCCCGCUGCGAGACGGUAGAGCAGACAUCCAGCCGCGAAGAUGUCAACCGCAGAGGUGCAGUGGUGGCCCAGAACCAUCUGCAACACAGAGAACGCAACAGUUCAACACUUACAUUUUGUGCUUCGCUUGACCCAUCCCUUACCCACCUCGGGGGCGUGAUACUGGCGAGUCGUGGGGUCCCUCUCGAUGCCACUGUUGUGCUCCCACAGUGCCGUGCUGAGGUCGACUAUCUUGAAGUCCACGCCCUCAUUGUCUGCGUCGAUAGUGUCACCAAGCGGCAGGACGCUGGGUGGCAGCCUGACGGACGUACCGCCCCCAGUCUCGUCCCCUCUCUCUUGCCUGUGGUCGGCCACCCAAUGCCUCACUCGUUUCUCCCGCUCCCUCUGUCUCGCCUCCACGUCCAUCUUGACCCUCUCCUCGUCUGUGGCGCCAUCUCUCUUCGUGCGAUAGAGGGCGGUCUUCUCUGUGCUGAUGGCUUCGUCUGUCUGCUUGUGGCUGCUGAGGAGGGAGGGGUCGCUGUGCGAUGGGUACAGCUCGCCCGCUGGGAGGGAAGGAGACGUGUGGCUGGGGUGGGCUGGUGAAGGUGUGCAGGGAUGCGGGCCGCUUGGCGAGGGGAUGGUCGCUGCGACCUUCGCCGGCUUCAGAUUGCCGCGGAAGACCCCGCAAUGGCGAUGGAGGUAGUCGAGUCCCAACAAGACGUGCGUGGCGACCUUACGGACGAUGGGGAGUGGCACGCCUGCAGACGAGAAGAAGACAUAUAAGCAAUUCGAUUGAUCCUGUGCAUUGCAUCCCGCCCUCCCCGACCAUGAGGAUGCUGCUUGACCAGCUGACGAAGGUCAUGCCCGAGGGGCUCCAGCACCAGGCACAUGUGCCACAGCACCCCUCUCGCCUCCUCACGGCCAUUUGGGUUGGUGAAGUGUCGGUCGAGCAGGACGAUGGACGUGGGGCGGGGGCGGUGCGGACGGACUGAAGGGAGAGGGAGGUCCGGCAGCUCACGUUGCAGCUUGUCGAAACUCAACACCCACUCCCUGUCGGCCUUUGUGUUUGUGACCUUGAGGAAGGUGGCCUCUCUGUUGGCUUUCCCCUCCUUGAUGCUCAUGGCCGCCUUGAUGGCCACGAGGCGAGGGCCAUCGGUCGCCCGCUCAUCCACCGCAAACCACAGCGUUGCUGCAUCGCUGAAGCCCGCCUUCUGCAGAAUGCGGUAUCGACCGUUGUCCAGAAGCGAGCCGACACUGAUGUCCAUGUAGCCUCCAGCAACAUGGUGCUCUGACGGCUCGGUGUCUGAUUCUUCCAUCUCCCAAUCAACCGCUCGAAUAGCCUGAACGAGUCACAGAUGGCAUCGCACACGUGCUCAAGGUUUUCGCCUACCUACCUGUUCGGUCACUUCUCCUUCGGCGAGAACAGGCAGUCGUGAGGCUCCACUCAUCGUCAAAGUG
This is a messenger RNA of Vitrella brassicaformis, 3579 nucleotides long. The record is from the annotation of a GenBank genome assembly. NCBI's taxonomy places the organism in Eukaryota, Vitrellaceae.